Messenger RNA from Aspergillus nidulans FGSC A4, 4516 nucleotides. Its product is annotated as putative RSC complex subunit (Sth1). The record is from RefSeq and is a predicted model, not a curated record. Gene Ontology annotation, molecular function: RNA polymerase II-specific DNA-binding transcription factor binding; histone reader activity; nucleotide binding. The coding region runs from base 1 to 4224 and encodes 1407 amino acids. Gene Ontology annotation, cellular component: nucleus; SWI/SNF complex. Gene Ontology annotation, biological process: transcription by RNA polymerase II; transcription initiation-coupled chromatin remodeling; DNA-templated DNA replication. Lineage: Eukaryota; Fungi; Ascomycota; Eurotiomycetes; Eurotiales; Aspergillaceae. The transcript is spliced from 4 exons.
AUGACGUCCCUCCAGACACCCCCAAAUAAUGUGGCCCCGGCAAAUAUGAGCCUACCGGCAAAUUUGACGCCGCAGCACAUACAAGAAACCCUUCAGAAAUUCAAGCAGAUGCAGGAACAAGGUGUUCGUCAAGAUGACCCCGAAUAUCUAAAGGCACACAAUCUCCUCUCUGCUGUUCAGCGGCAACAAGCUUUUCAGAAGCAGCGACAAUUAGCACAGCAGCAGCAGCAACUCCAGGCUCAGCGCCAACAGCAACAAAAUGGUUCUUCCACCCAAGAGGCCGUGGCGCCGAAUGGAGUCAACAACCGUGCCAAUCCGAGCGCUACUUCAAACAACGCUGUUCAAGAUGUGGGCUCCGCGUCAGCCCUCGGCCAACAGAACCAUCAAAAAGGCGCACCGGCUGCGAGCGGCAGUUUUUCUGCGGAUCAGUUGCAGACACUUCGCAACCAAAUAAUGGCUUUCAAAAUGUUGACGAAGAACCUUCAAAUACCGCCGCGCGUUCAGCAACAGCUUUUCAUGUCCAAGAAAGUCACCACACCCGCGCCGUCGGAUAAUGUUGCUGUGGCUGAGAGUGUACUGGAAAAAUUUUCUCAGGGAAAGCCAGAACAAGCUGCGGCAACUGCUGAUGUGUCGAACGCUAAAGAGUUUUAUGAGCAUUUCCAGUCCCCAUACGACCUAAUUCCUAAAACGGUCAGCUUCACGGACCACGCAUCUCGGUCUCAUCGCAUGCGCAUACCAGCUCUGAUGCCGCCGGGUAUUGAUCUGGAACAAGUGCGCGAGGAGCGAGAAGUUGCACUAUACAACCGAAUCAAUGCGCGGAAAGCUGAGCUUGCUGCACUUCCCGCAAACAUUGCUGCAUGGAACUCGGGCCAAAGUGAUGUCGCUACUGGCGACGACUCUUUGAAGCUGAAGGCUCUGAUCGAGUACAGAAUGCUCAAUCUUUUGCCUAAACAGAGGCUCCUCCGCAAACAAAUCCAGCAUGAGAUGUUUCAUUAUGACAAUCUUGGCAUGACUGCCAAUCGUGCUACUCAUCGGCGUAUGAAGAAGCAAUCGUUGCGCGAAGCCCGGAUCACUGAGAAACUUGAGAAGCAGCAACGUGAUGCCCGCGAAUCAAGAGAAAAGAGGAAACAGGAUGUCCAUCUCCAAGCGAUAGUCAAUCACGGUGCGGAACUUCGGGAAACGGCAAGCCAGCAACGCCAACGCGCUGGAAAACUUGGUCGUAUGAUGCUUCAACACCACCAGCACAUGGAACGUGAGGAGCAAAGGCGCGUUGAACGAACUGCUAAGCAACGUCUUCAGGCUUUGAAGGCCAACGAUGAAGAGACCUACUUGAAGCUUCUCGGACAAGCCAAAGAUUCUCGGAUUUCUCAUCUUCUUAACCAGACUGACGGUUUCCUCAAACAGCUUGCCGCGUCUGUUAGACAACAACAGCGUAACCAAGCUGAACGAUAUGGUGAGGAACACGAUUUCGAUGAUGAUGAUGACGAAGACAUCGCAUCCGGCAGCGACGAGGAAGGCGAAGGCCGCCGAAAGAUCGACUACUACGCUGUUGCUCACCGUAUUAAAGAAGAGAUAACCGAACAACCUUCUAUUCUUGUUGGUGGUACCUUGAAGGAGUAUCAGAUGAAGGGUCUGCAAUGGAUGAUUUCGCUCUACAACAACAAUCUUAACGGCAUUCUGGCCGACGAAAUGGGUCUUGGAAAAACGAUCCAGACCAUUAGUUUAAUCACGCAUAUUAUUGAGAGAAAGAGGAACAAUGGCCCGUUUUUGGUCAUUGUCCCUCUGAGCACUCUGACGAACUGGAACCUUGAAUUUGAAAAAUGGGCGCCGUCCGUGUCGAGAAUUGUCUACAAAGGCCCGCCAAAUGCUCGAAAACAACAGCAGCAAAACAUUCGCUGGGGAAAUUUUCAGGUUCUAUUAACGACUUACGAGUACAUCAUCAAGGACCGCCCUAUUCUGAGCAAGAUAAAGUGGACACAUAUGAUCGUGGACGAGGGUCAUCGCAUGAAGAACACACAGUCUAAGCUUAGUAGCACUCUUUCGCAGUACUACACCAGCCGUUACCGAUUGAUUUUGACGGGUACCCCAUUACAAAACAAUCUCCCUGAACUGUGGGCGCUCUUGAACUUCGUUUUGCCAAAUAUCUUCAAAUCAGUGAAGUCAUUUGACGAAUGGUUCAACACGCCAUUUGCUAAUACCGGUGGUCAAGACCGCAUGGAUUUGACUGAAGAAGAACAGCUCCUUGUCAUUCGUCGUCUACACAAGGUCCUUCGACCAUUCUUGCUCCGACGUCUGAAGAAGGAUGUCGAAAAAGACCUGCCUGACAAGCAGGAGAGAGUUAUCAAAUGCCGCUUCUCUGCCUUACAAGCAAAGCUCAACAAGCAACUUGCUACACACAAUAAGAUGGUUGUUAGUGAUGGCAAGGGAGGCAAAGUUGGUAUGCGUGGCCUCAGUAACAUGCUGAUGCAAUUGAGGAAGCUCUGCAAUCAUCCCUUUGUGUUUGAGCAGGUGGAAGAUCAAGUAAACCCUGGGCGAGGCACAAAUGAUCUAAUCUGGCGUACCGCUGGAAAGUUUGAACUGCUCGAUAGAAUCCUCCCAAAGUUCAAGGCCACCGGCCACCGUGUUUUGAUGUUUUUCCAAAUGACUCAGAUCAUGAACAUCAUGGAGGAUUUUCUUCGUCUUCGUGGGAUGAAGUACUUGCGUCUUGACGGUUCUACAAAAUCCGAUGACCGAUCAGACUUGCUGAAGCUCUUCAAUGCCCCAGACUCUGAGUAUUUCUGCUUCUUGCUCUCAACACGUGCUGGUGGUCUCGGCUUAAAUCUGCAAACCGCUGAUACUGUCAUCAUUUUCGAUUCCGACUGGAAUCCUCACCAGGAUCUCCAAGCCCAAGAUCGUGCGCACCGUAUCGGUCAGAAGAACGAGGUCAGAAUCUUGCGACUCAUCACCUCUAAUUCUGUCGAAGAGAAGAUUUUGGAGCGAGCUCAAUUUAAACUCGACAUGGAUGGCAAGGUCAUUCAAGCGGGAAAAUUCGAUAACAAGUCUACCAACGAAGAACGAGAUGCACUCUUGCGUACUCUGCUCGAGACUGCUGAGGGUACAGAUCAAGCCGGAGACCAGGAUGAGAUGGAUGAUGAUGACCUGAACAACAUAAUGGCUCGAUCAGACGAGGAAUUGGCGGUUUUCCAGCGCAUGGAUAGGGAACGGCAGAAGACGUGUCCAUACGGCCCUGGCCACAAGCUGCCCCGUCUGAUGGGCGAGAGUGAACUCCCAGAGAUCUACGUGACUGAAGAGAACCCCGUCGCGGAAGAAGCUGCUGAGAUAGAGCUUUCUGGUCGCGGUGCUCGCGAGCGUAAGAUUACUCGCUACGACGACGGCCUCACAGAAGAGCAAUGGCUUAUGGCGGUGGAUGCCGAUGACGACACCAUCGAGGAUGCGAUUGCACGGAAAGAGGCGAGGGUUGAGAAGCGUCGUUCCAACAAGGAGAAGCGUGGUCGUAAGGCGCAAGGCGACGAGUCGUCGCCCGAGCCAUCACGAGAGACGUCUGAAACACCCCAACCCAAGAAGCGUGGUCGCAGAGGGCCGGCUCCAAAGCGUAAAGCAGAGGAGCUAGCUGAGGAGACACCUCAGCCAAAGCGCAAGAGGGGCAGACAAGCCAAGCCUGUCGAAACGUUGAGUCCAGAUGACCGGGCCGCUUUACAACAGAUCCUCAACAAUGUCUACCAAGCCUUAAUGGACAUGGAGCAGGAGUUACCAGCCGACUCCUCCGAUAGCGAGGAUGGACCUGUCACACGUUCCAUUAUCGAGCCAUUUAUGAAGCCACCACCAAAGUCGCAGUAUCCUGACUAUUACAUGAUCAUCCAGAAUCCAAUCGCUAUGGACAUGAUCAAGAAGAAGAUCAACCGCGAAGAAUAUCAGAGUCUGAGAGACUUCCGGAAUGAUAUCGGUCUCCUUUGCCAGAACGCGCGAACGUACAACGAAGAUGGUAGCAUCCUGUUCCAGGACGCUAACGACAUUGAGGCACGAUGUGUUGCCGAGCUGAGCAAGGAAGUCGAAGCUCACCCACAGUUCGCCGACUUUGAUGGCCCGGCAAACUCAAAUGAUAACCCAGUGUCUGUUGCCGGAGGUGACACCCCCAGCGCUGCUGCAACGCCAGGGCAACCGAAAUUGAAACUGACGUUCAACGCUGGAGGCGCCAUGCCUGGCACUGUAAACGACCUUCAGUGAUGUCCAAUAGGACCGUUCUUGAUACAUAUACUCUUGCUCCAAAGAUUCUGCAGAGUUUGCACAUUUAUGUUUCUCUCACUGUUUUUACUGUUGAUAAAGCAUGUACUAUUCCACUGGUUUUCGUGGCGGCCGGCGUUUAUGACUGGGCGGCAGAUGAGCUAUGCAGGCUGACGGCGCUGUCCUAUUCUAUUCUCUUCUAUGGACGAAAGGAAAGUGUUUCUACCAUAUGUUUAUUUAGUGGCUCCGUCUUUCUUUUCUUUACCUGUCUUUUAUGCUAUUGCUUCCCAUUGGC